UAAGAAAUGAACAUCUACUCAAAACAUAAUCAAGUUCAUGCUUAAUUAAGCCUACUGUCCUGUUGAAAAAUUAGUAAGAGAUAAGACAAAAGGGAAUAAAUGGCAUCAACAAAUCGAGAUCAUGAAAUUACAGCACCGUUUCUCGAAUAUAAAAUAUCAACGAUGCUAUUUAAUUGUCUAUCAAUAUGUCUUCACGUGUUUAAUAUUUUAUUCUUAGACGUUGGAUUAACUUUUUAUUUUUUUAACAUCGGUGACUUUUCAAAAGGAUUGAGAACUUUGAUAUUCGCAUUGCUAUCUUCGUUAACAACAACGGCAUUUUCCUUAUUCAUGUAUUACUGCGAUUAUAAAGGAUUGACAAUGCGCUCGGAGCAAGAGAAUAUUGGAGAAUUGCGUGCGAGAAGGUUAAGCGAAGAAGAGGGAAGAGAUAUACAAUCUUUCGAAAGACCUUCAAGGAAGUGGUGGAUUAUAAGGAUAGUAUUUACUCUCUUGCAAUUUGGACCUGUUAUAAGGCAAAUAGAAAUCAUUCAUUUUGGUUUGAAAUCUAUGAAAAAGAAUCAGACUAAGAUUAAGAGUACAACUUUAAGAUUAUGUACUCGAAAGAUAUCAGCUUAUGAGAAUUUAAGAGCGGAUCAAGUAAACCUUAUACCAAUGUUUAUUGAUUCAGCUCCCCAAGCUAUUUUACAAUUAUAUUUCAUAAUAACCUAUGGGAAAAAAGGUUUACCUCAAAUAGUUUCGAUUGUCUGUUCAGUUGUAUCAGUGUCAUACGGUAUGGUCAGUUAUUACAGAUCAUCUAGACUAGCUGGCUUUGAUGAUGUGGAAUUAUGGAGGUUGCAUAUUAAGUACGCUAUUUACGGAAUGAUUUUUCAGUUCUCUGGUAAUUUUUUCCUAACUGGGUCUAGAGUUCUAGCCAUUGCUAUGUUAGCUUCCGUAUUCCGGAAACGGAUUUGGAUCUUUUAUACAAUAGUCGGGUUACACGUUUUUAUCUCAUUCCUUUAUGUACAAAGUAAGGGCGUCUCUUUUAAUGAGGAUAAAAUUGCGGGGAAAAAAAGUUUAUGGAUUUUUAAGAUAUGGUCCGCCUGGAUGUUACUGUUUUGGUAUUUCAAAUUGAAAAAGGAUAGACCAGAUAAAGCCGAAUAUACUAUCUAUUAUGUUAUAAUAUGCUUAGAAAAUUGUCUCUCUAGCUAUCUUUUAUUCAAGAUAGAAAAAGGAUUUCUUACACCUCUCAUAAUAGUAUUGACUUUUAUGCCUGUUGGAUUAUGUUUUAAGGGAGUAUAUUCAGCCUGUUUUCAUCCGGCUUCCUUUCCAAAAGAAGUGGGUGUUCACGAUAGUGUAAUUAUCACUAUAAGCAUCAAUAUGGAAAGAGAUGCUAAUCAAACAGCACACAACCUCACAAAUAACAUAUAUGAAAAGCUUUCCGUUAGAGAUCUGGUUCAACAUAGCCUUAAUAUAUCAAAAGAAAUUUCGCUAAAUUCAAAGAAUAGCGUACAAAUUUAAGAUGAAAUUGACAUAUACUGUAUAUACAGUAUAUG
Messenger RNA from Dimorphilus gyrociliatus, 1529 nucleotides. NCBI's taxonomy places the organism in Eukaryota, Metazoa, Annelida, Polychaeta, Dinophilidae. The record is from the annotation of a GenBank genome assembly.